Molecule: messenger RNA, 874 nt
Organism: Homalodisca vitripennis (glassy-winged sharpshooter)
Lineage: Eukaryota; Metazoa; Arthropoda; Insecta; Hemiptera; Cicadellidae
Exons: 3
Coding region: 312-665 (117 amino acids)
Source: RefSeq, a predicted model, not a curated record
AUAUAAUCUAUGAUUGUGUGUGCGUGCGAUGUGUAAACAAAGUCUAAUUUGAAUUUAUCUUUAAAGUUGUAUUAGUUAUUAUUAAAACUAGUCUAUUUACAGAGACCAGGAUCUGUCUAAAUAAAAUUGUGUUUGAGUGUGAAUUUAACUUAAAGUUUUUACAUAUAAGUUAAGUAUUGUACCCACAUCUUGUUUUGUCACUAGACUGUCAACGUGAUUUAUUUUCUUGUGUGUGGUUGUAUAUCCAGAUUGUUUAGUAUAACUACUAUUUGAAAUAUCACCACGUACAUUGCAGUUAAGGCCUAUAUUCCAUGGAUCAAAUGGAUGAGUUUGUCAAAUUUGAAGAACGAUCAAAACCUGUAAGAAAAUCUAUCAGGAGAAAUUUGUUUUCUGAAAAACGUCCUUCACUAUUAACUAAGACAAAACAAGUGUUUUCUACCGGUAUAUUGAAAAUCAACAAAGUUUUCAUCAGAGUUUUGCAUACAGUUGAAUCAGCAACUCAGAGUCUCCGUUUCAGUAGUUACAAAAGAUAUGAAAUGGAUGACUACGAUUUGGUACCCUCUGCCUUCCAAACACCAUCUCGAAUUGCUCGAAGCAUCCUUGGCCGCACACCUAUAAAACUGUACAGUCCUUUUGAUAUUGAUUCUCCUGCCAGAUUUAGUUGAAAAGGUGAUCAUGUCAGUCUUGUUACUUUGAAAAGAAAAGUAACAACAAAUGAUAUAAAAUGUCAAGAGUAUAACUAUAAGAGAAGGUUACAAAUUCAUAGGAUUUUUAUCUAUAAUUUAUUUUAAUUUAAUUUGCAUACCAAAAUGUACAAAAGUAAUAUAUAUUUAUAAAUUUUUGUAUUUUUAUAAUAAACCUUUUAUGUGAUUUA